This is a messenger RNA of Vicia faba (fava bean), 1545 nucleotides long. The record is from the annotation of a GenBank genome assembly. Lineage: Eukaryota; Viridiplantae; Streptophyta; Magnoliopsida; Fabales; Fabaceae.
AUGGGAGUUGUGACUGUUUCUAGCUCAGCUGCUCGAACUCCGCUAGGGUUGAAUACGAAGUUUUCAACUCAUCAUCCGGUAUUGAAGAGACCGUUAACGGUAGCGUUUAAAGGAGAUAAACAGAAUGACACGAGUUUGGUUGUUACAAAAGAGAAAAUUCCUAUGCAAGUUGAAUCAGCGAAGACAGACAAGAAAAGGAUAGGGAAAACCAAAAAAUUACCUAAGAAAGCAAGAGGUGUUUUAGUUGAGGAAAGUUUUCAGUCGUCGUUGGAUGUGGAUUAUAAUGAAGCUGCUGCCAUACUUGAAAAUAUAUAUAAACUUAGUCCAACGUCCGAUGAGUGUGAUGCAGAUUAUAUAGAUAGUGAAAUUAAGAUAGUCUCUCGAAGGGGUAAGAAGAAUGGUGGUGUGAGUAAAGAGGAGUUAGAGAAUGAUAGAGUGGUUAGAACUCAGAAAAAGAAAGCCAAACGGAUGAAUCUUGAUGAGAGGAUUGCACUAAAAAUGGAUAAUGGUAGUGAAGAUGUUACUCCAACUCGAAAGAAGAGAAAUGGCAGGAAUAGGAUUGGGAAAUUUGAGGAACUUCUUAGGGAGUAUUCAAUUUCAGCUGAUUUGGUGAGCCUGGACUGGAAAAAAAUGAAAAUACCUCCAGUUCUUCCUUCUUCGGAGCAUGCGUUUUUAUUCAAGCUGAUGCAACCAAUGGAGGCACUCCUUCAAGUGAAAGAAGAUUUACAGAAGGAGCUGGAAAGAGAAGCUACAGAGGAGGAAAUAGGUGAGGCAACAAACAUGAGCCCUGCUAAAGUAAAGAAAGCAAUAGAGGUUGGUCGAGCUGCAAGAAACAAGCUUAUAAAGCACAAUCUUCGGCUUGUCUUGUUCGUGAUCAACAGAUAUUUUUCGGAUUUAGCUAAUAGCCAAAGGUUUCAAGAUCUUUGUCAGGCCGGAGUUAAGGGACUUAUAACUGCAAUUGACCGUUUUGAGCCAAACCGAAGAUUUCGACUUUCAACCUAUAGUUUGUUUUGGAUAAGACAUGCUAUCAUUCGAUCCAUGACCCUCUCAAGCUUCUCACGUGUCCCCUUCGGACUUGAGUCGGUUAGAGCAGAGAUCCGAAAAGCUAAGAUUGAGUUAACAUUUGAGCUUCAGAAGCCACCAACAGAGGAAGAAAUAAUAGAAAGAGCUCAUAUAUCCCCUGAAAGAUACCGUGAUGUAAUGAGGGCAGCAAAACCCUUUCUUUCAUUGCAUGCAAGACAUCUAACAACGCAAGAAGAGUUUAUCAAUGGCGUCGUUGAUGAUGGUGGUUUUGAUGGUGAUAACAGGAGGCAACCUGCUCUACUAAGGCUUGCUCUUGAUGAUGUGCUUGAUUCCCUGAAGCCAAAGGAAAACUUGGUGAUCAGACAGAGAUUUGGACUUGAUGGUAAGGGUGACAGAACUUUGGGAGAAAUCGCCUCAAACUUGAACAUCUCUAGGGAAAUGGUGAGAAAGCACGAAGUCAAGGCUCUCAUGAAGCUCAAGCAUUCAGCUCGAUUGGAUUAUCUUCGUCGAUAUGUUGUAUAA